AAUCGUUUUUCAACAAUAUUGUUUUUCUACCUAUGCAGUAGGCACUUUGCUCUAAUAGUCGUUAUAUUUUGAUCAGAGUAACUUACUAAUAUAUCAACCGAAUUCACAAAUUGUUCUCACCGUUCUGAACGCGUACCUAUAUUCUGUAUGAAAAUGGCACGUCUUCUAUUUAACUAAACGUUAUUUAUUCAGUUAACUACAUAAUACACAGUAUAUAUUAUAGUAGGUUUAUAACAUAAAAAUACCUAGACAGUCUAUUUUAAUACCUAUUGGCUAUUAUAUUGCAAAAAUUAUGGUUCAAUUCAGUGAUAUUCCUGUAGUAGGACAGGUCGGAUUAAUUGAAGUCAAUACUGCAUUCCAAAACGACGUUUCUCCUCUAAAAGUAGAUCUUAUCUAUGGAACUUUCAGAUCAGAAGAUGGUAGCAACUAUUUAUUACCUGUGGUUAAGAGAGCAGAAAAUAUGGUUGUAAAUGACACUUUGAAUCACAAUUACUUAUCACCUACAGGAAUUGAAGGUUUUACAAAAUCAGCAUGCCGUUUAUUAUUAGGCGAUAUUGAAAAACUGUGGAAAGACGGAAAGGUAUUUGGUGUUCAAUGUAUGGGUGGAACCGGAGCUAUAAAAAUAGGUGCUGAAUUCUUAGCACGGCAUAUGAAUUGCACAACUGUUUAUUAUCCCGAUCCGUCAUGGGAAAUGCAUGGAACCGUGUUCUCUUUGAGUGGAUUUAAAAAUAAAAUACAAUAUCGUUACAUAAAUAGGGAAACUAUAGAAAUUGAUUUCGAAGGACUAUGUGAGGAUAUUUCUAAUGCUCCUUCCGAUUCUGUCGUAAUAUUGCACGCAUGUGGUCAUAAUCCAACUGGUUUGGACCCGAGUAAAGAACAGUGGAGAACUAUUGCUGAAAUUAUGAAAAAACGUAAAUUGAUACCGUUCUUUGACAUUGCCUAUCAAGGAAUGGCGUCUGGAGAUAUUGAAGAAGACACCUGGGCCGUUCGUCACUUUCACAGUGAAGGAUUUGAAUUUCUAUGCGCACAAUCAUUUUCCAAGAUGUUCACUGUGUACAACGAACGGGUUGGCAACUUGACGAUUGUACAAAAAUCUGGUCACAACAUUGAAAGUCUUAAGGUCCACUUGGAGAGAAUCAUUAGAAGUAUCUACUCAAGUCCUCCAAAUCACGGUGCUAGGGCGGUUUUCCAAAUAUUAUCCAAUCCUGAACUAUAUGACGAAUGGUUAAGCAGUUUCAAAGCUAUGGCAGCUCGAAUGAUAGAACUAAGAAAAGAUUUUCGUAAAGCUCUCGAGGAAGAAGGCGCUUUUAGAAAGUGGAACCAUAUAACAGAUCAAAAGGGAAUGUUUAUAUUGUUACAUUUGACAGAUAAUCAAGUGGAAUACUUGAGGAAUUUUCAUCACGUAUAUAUGGUAAAAAGUGGACGGGUAAAUGUUACUGGACUGAAUUUCACAAAUAUUAAUUAUGUUGCUAAAGCGAUUAUUGAUACAUUGAGGAAGAACAUAUAAAUAAUGUCACUAUGUAGUACCUAUUUGGGUAGUCUUUCUACCCACCUACUUCAAUAGCUUCUGCUGCUAAUGACUGCUUUUAUAAUCCAUCUUUGAUUAAGCUUGUUUCGAUUGAUACAAUUUUUAAUAAUAUUUAAAUAUUUCAGAAUGUUUUUUUAUGACUUUAUGACUUAUAAGUAAUAUAGUAUAAUAUCAUUUGUA
Molecule: messenger RNA, 1708 nt
Organism: Acyrthosiphon pisum (pea aphid)
Lineage: Eukaryota; Metazoa; Arthropoda; Insecta; Hemiptera; Aphididae
Product: aspartate aminotransferase, cytoplasmic
Exons: 8
Coding region: 293-1507 (404 amino acids)
Biological process (GO): L-aspartate biosynthetic process
Cellular component (GO): cytosol
Molecular function (GO): L-aspartate:2-oxoglutarate transaminase activity; pyridoxal phosphate binding
Source: RefSeq, a predicted model, not a curated record